AUGCUCCAUUGGGAAGCAGACAAUACUCCUCCUCCUCCUCCUCCUCCUCCUCCUCCUCCUACUACUACUACUACUACUACUACUACUACUACUACUACUACUACUACUACUACUACUACUACUACUACUACUACUACUACUACUACUACUACUACUACUACUACUACUACUACUACUACUACUACUACUACUACUACUACUACUACUACUACUACUACUACUACUACUACUACUACUACUACUACUACUACUACUACUACUACUACUACUACUACUACUACUACUACUACUACUACUACUACUACUACUACUACUACUACUACUACUACUACUACUACUACUACUACUACUACUACUACUACUACUACUACUACUACUACUACUACUACUACUACUACUACUACUACUACUACUACUACUACUACUACUACUACUACUACUACUACUACUACUACUACUACUACUACUACUACUACUACUACUACUACUACUACUACUACUACUACUACUACUACUACUACUACUACUACUACUACUACUACUACUACUACUACUACUACUACUACUACUACUACUACUACUACUACUACUACUACUACUACUACUACUACUACUACUACUACUACUACUACUACUACUACUACUACUACUACUACUACUACUACUACUACUACUACUACUACUACUACUACUACUACUACUACUACUACUACUACUACUACUACUACUACUACUACUACUACUACUACUACUACUACUACUACUACUACUACUACUACUACUACUACUAGCAAUGAAAAUUCAAUCGUUAUUAUAGUUUGUCAUCAAUCACUAUUUUCUUUACCCUCCUCCCCUUCCUUUUUCUGUUAA
Schistosoma curassoni is the source of this 870-nucleotide messenger RNA. NCBI's taxonomy places the organism in Eukaryota, Metazoa, Platyhelminthes, Trematoda, Strigeidida, Schistosomatidae. The record is from the annotation of a GenBank genome assembly.